Messenger RNA from Dermatophagoides pteronyssinus (European house dust mite), 1960 nucleotides. RefSeq lists its product as uncharacterized. The record is from RefSeq and is a predicted model, not a curated record. NCBI's taxonomy places the organism in Eukaryota, Metazoa, Arthropoda, Arachnida, Sarcoptiformes, Pyroglyphidae.
UUUUCUUGUCUAUUCUGUGUUAUUUGACUUAUGUUCAAAAGUUGUUGUUGUCUAAUUGAUCAACGUAAUGGUAUAUUGACGACAGUCUACGAUAGAAAAAAAAUAUUCAAUCACUUUCUGUUUUUUUUGCUGGUUGUACCCAAUGCGAAUGUCCAGUUGAUUAUUUAUUAUUUUGUUUUUCUCAUCUCAUCAUUGAUUGUUGAAGCUGUUUUUUUUUGUUUUGUUUUCAUAUUGAUUCUGAUAACAUUUAAAAAUCAAUAAAUAUAAAAAUGGGUAAUAAAUCAUCAUUAAUGUUACAAGAUGAAGAGAUUAAUGCAAUCCAAAAUGAAACUGGAUUUAGUGCAUCACAAAUCGAACGUUUGUAUAGCCGUUUUACUAGUUUGGAUAAAGGUGAUAAUGGUACAUUAGGACGUGAAGAUUUUCUUCGUAUACCAGAAUUGGCUAUUAAUCCACUUGGUGAUCGUAUUGUACAAGCAUUUUUUUCCGAAACCGAUUCAUUUGAUGAUCGAAUAAAUUUUCGUCAAUUUAUGCGUAUAUUGGCAAGAUUUCGUCCGAUUAAAAAAAAUCGUGAAAUCAAAUUAAAUUCACGUGAAGAUAAACUACGUUUUGCAUUCAAAAUGUAUGAUUUAGAUGGUGAUGAAAAAAUUUCACGUGAUGAAUUAUUAGCAGUGUUACAUAUGAUGGUCGGAUCAAAUAUAUCAACCGAACAAUUGGCCAAUAUUGCCGAUCGUACUAUAAUGGAAGCCGAUAAAGAUGGUGAUCAAUAUAUAACAUUUUCAGAAUUUUGUAAAACAUUAGAACGAACUGAUGUUGAAGGAAAAAUGUCGAUCAGAGAGUGUGAAAAAAAAAUGGAAAAAAUUAAACUUCCUAAUGAUGAAUAUUUUGAAAUGAAUUUAACAGAAAAUUCAACGGCAGCCGAUUUGAUUCGAAUAAUUUGUCAAAAUCAUUAUGAUAUUCAUGUUGACGAUGAUGAUGAUAAUGAAAUUUAUAAUGUUUUUGCAAUUUGGAUUACCGAAACAACUUUGAAUGACAAUGAUCGAUUUAAACUUCAAUUACCAUUAAAUCGUAGACAUUGUUUACAUGAAAUGAAAGAAAAAUUUUUAAAACUUUUAAAAGAAAAAUCAUUCGUACAAUUUCGUUUUGGUCGUAAUGGAUAUUUAUCGAUAAAAGAUGAAGAAAAAAUUAAUAAAACAAAAAUACUUCGAAUUUUAUACUUAGAAGCACGUGAUAAUAUUAAUAAAAAUAUUUAUCCAUUGAAUAUAUCUGAACUUUUAAAAUCAUGGGAAAUUGAUUAUCGUAUCAAUCGAAUAUUGUUGUUGGCGGAUAAACAUAAUGAAUCAAUUGAAUCAUCACGUUCCAGCAUCGAAAUCAAUAAAGAUUUAUAUAAAACAUUAAAAAAACAAACAAAAACCGUAUCCUAUCAUAAUUCAUUACGUAAAACACCGAAUCGUUGGAAAAUGUUGAUGAAUGUAAAGAAAACAUGUAUGAAUUUACAAAAAGAUAUUGAAAAAAUAGACAGUGGCUACGAUGAUGUUGUUGAUCGAAUAAAUCCCGAAAUGUCAUUAUAUAUGGAAUAUUUGGACAUUUGUCGUAAAUCAAUUCCUUGUUAUGGUGGAUUUUUUUUCGAAGCACAAAUGGAACGAUCAAUUCGUGAUGCAUUUAUACAUAAAAAUUUUUAUGAUAAAAAAAUUUUAAUCGGUAUUAAUGAAAAUGGUCUACAUUUGAUCAAUAAUGAAUGUCCGAAAAUCAUUUCUUCCAUUCCAUUUUCCGAAUUUUCCUAUGCAAUAUUAGGUUCGGAAAAAGAUCAUCAUCAAGGUCUUUUGCUUAUCAAAACAAAAGAUGAUAAAGUUCGAAAAAUUUUCACCCGUCAAGCAUCGUUUAUUGAUAAAACAGUUAAACAACAUGUUGUUGAACAAGCUGUUUAAUUUUCAAAAAAAAAAUUGUUUUUAAAUCAUAAAUU